AUGGCCGUCUGGCAGUGCAGACUCUGGCGGAUGAUAGGGGUCCUUCAGAGGGACGGGCAACAAGGAACAGGACAGAUCCGGAACUUGACAACGCUCAAGAUACUAAGCGUGUACCUGCACUGCUACCAGAUCUCUCUGGCCACCACUGCCUGGGUCCCUCCCGCCAACAACACUGCUGCCAAGGACGGGCAGGACGGGCCCAGCACCACCGGCUUUGCAAGACACCCUGCGCUGGAGGUCUCCGGGGAGGUCGACGCCGCGAGUCUUGCAGGACUCACGCGCCUGCGGUCGCGCGACCUAGGCGGCUUCGGCGUGCUGUGCUUCGCCGACAUGUUCCUCGACUGCACGAUGCUUCCAGUGAUUGCGAGACAGGCAGCACAGCAGAUCAAGGACACGACGGGCACUACGACGACGGCGGAAGAGCUUGAGACGCUUCUCACCAAGCGGCAGCUCGCGCUUCUCAGCUUGCUGGGGCGCACGGUGGAAAGGUCGAUCGACGAGCAUGAAGAGCAGGUUUUCGGGCGGAAGAACAAGCCACAGCAGCACCACCAUGUCGGGGCCGCUUCAUCCACGGCAGCCGCCACAGCAUCGGGAUAUACGACUGCUGCCUCGUCGCCGGGUUUCUCGGACGCAUCACAGUACCAGGUCGCACCUCGCGAGGGCCACGAGGACUCUGCUGCCGCCACGCAUCCUGCUGCUGCUCCUGUUCCUGCUCGUCGUUCUGCCAGGCACGAUGAACAUGGCAGCAGCAGCAGCAGCAGCAGCAAUGAAGAAUGCGUGGCAGGCAACUCAUCAUUGACACCGACGGCAGCGGGGCCACUAUGGCCAACCGCGGCGCCAUCAUCUGUCUUCCCAGAAACGCUGUGCGACGCACACAUCUGGCCCCUCUCAGGCCCCUCGUCUUCCCCAUACCACCCCCCCUCCUCAUCAUCCGUUUCUCCCUCUGACCCAUCAUCAUCUUCAUCACCGUCCUCUACCUCGUCGUCGUCAUCAUCCUCUGUGCCACAAGGACAGAUCCAGCAGCAGCCGCAAAAGGCACAGCCGCAACACAAAGAGCAACACCACAGCCAACAGCAACCCCCCUUCCAUCCCGGCGACUUCCAGGUCGUCCCGUUCGCCGCGAGGAGGGAGCUCACUCUCAAGUGCAUACCGAUACACGUCGACACCGCGCUGGCGGGGCUGCUCGAGGGCGUGUUCUACGCCAAGGUCGUCGCAUGA
Messenger RNA from Microdochium trichocladiopsis, 1218 nucleotides. RefSeq lists its product as uncharacterized. The transcript has a single exon. The coding region runs from base 1 to 1218 and encodes 405 amino acids. The record is from RefSeq and is a predicted model, not a curated record. Lineage: Eukaryota; Fungi; Ascomycota; Sordariomycetes; Xylariales; Microdochiaceae.